GUCAUUUUGAUUUUCUACGCCGCAGGACUCUGUCGCGUUUAGAUGCAUUUUUUGGACCGUGAAUACUCCAUAUGAAGGCUCAAGAGAAACAGUCCGAUGCAAAUGAGGAUGAGUAUCGAUAUUACUCGACUCCUUGGGUCAAUAACUCAGCUGUUCCUAAACACGCUCCCAAUUCGCUGCCCAAAUUAGGUGGGAGUGGAGACCGCAUUUUACCACAUACCAUUAACCUAUGCCAAUUGCAACUUUCACUGGGCAUCCUCCAGUUGGAUCCAGCAGAUAGGGCAGUUAUAAAGGUUGCAGACCGUCGGGAUGCAAUACAGAAAAAAGCAUUUACUAACUGGAUUAAUCAUCACUUGUCUAAGCGCAAUUGUUGGGUGCAUGACCUAUUUGUUGAUCUGCGCAACGGCUAUCUCCUGGUCCGGCUACUCGAAAGUCUAACCAACGAACUAUUAGGUUUCGAAUUUAUUGAGAGCCGUCUACACUGGAUACAGAAUGUCCAACGUGUGUUGAAUUUCCUAAGAUACCGUGGAAUUCGAAUCGUGAACAUACGAGCUGACGAAAUUGUUGAUGGUAAUCCAAAACUAACUCUUGGAUUAAUCUGGAUCAUUAUCCUGCAUUUUCAAGUUACUGAAGUGUUACAAAAUCAGACUGGAGUCAGCGUCUCUCUGAACACGAACGUUCCAGUAGACGAGGUUGCAAAACAAAGUCUCCUGAACUGGUGUCGUGCUGUGACCACUGGUUAUCCUGGCGUUUUUGUCCGCGAUUUCUCUACUUCCUGGCUUGAUGGACGAGCCUUCCUGACGCUCAUUCAUCGCUAUCGGCCGGAACUAGUCGAUUUCCAUGUUGUUGAUCGUCAAUCACCAAGUCAGAACUUGGAGUUGGCCUUCACGUUGGCUGAAAGAGAACUUCAUGUUGUCCGCCUGUUCGAUGCUGAAGACCUUGUGUCCACCACAGACGAACGUUCCAUUAUAACCUAUAUAGCCUCACUGUAUGAGGCCCUCGCUACAGACUCCCCGUCGAUCCCCCCGCUUCCCGCGCUUUAUCGUGAAUCUGUCCUAGAACCAGUAUCCAUUUCCCAUGGAUCCGUUUUGGGACAUCUUCCAUCAGACCAGUCCUCUGCACUCAGGACACAGUGGUUGGAAUAUCGAUCCCUUGCUACUGAACUUGCCCAAUGGCUUCGACUGACCACUGAUCGCAUGAAUGCACGAAAUUUUCCAUCAGACUUGAAAGGCGUUCAACAACGUGUAAUGGGAGAAAUCAAAAGGCAUCGUCUGGAAGAGCGACCUCGACGAGAACGGGAGCGUCAACAAUUAAUCCGAAUGUUUGAAGACCUAAAGCCUGGAAUUCGAGCUGGACACAUUCCGAAUGACCCGUUCUUGCGAAUUGAGCAAAUCAACCGAUUAUGGGACGAGUACAACACUGCUCUUGAGGAGCGGGAGUUGGCUGCACUCAGCGAUGUGCGUCGACUAGAUCGAUUACAAUGGGCCGCUGAUCGUAUUGUGCGGGAAUGUCGUGCUGUGGAGUCACAGCUUACUGCAUUGGAACGUCGUCUAGUCGAAACUGAACCAUCGGUCACUUCCAUGCUGGACUCUCAACGUGGUGGACGCUUGUGCCGUUGGAGCGAACAGUUGGGCACUUUGGAGACAAAACUUAAUGGUCUGUUCAAUCAGGUGCAGCAUUUGCGUAGCGGUCGAUAUGUUCACACAGAACAGAUUUAUCGCGAUGUAUGUACUCUACACCAACGUUUCCUCGACCUCCAACGGCGAUUACGGCAACAAAGCAGCCACUCUGAACCGAAUGGAACGAAAGCAUUACAUUCCUCUCAGGUCAGCUUAAGUCAUCCGGCCUACCUUUCCAAACGCUUAACUCCUGGUUGCCAGGAUCAGCGAUACGAGUUCCUAACCCCAAUUCAACGAUGUCUUGUGUGGAUCGAUGAGCAUGCCACACGCACUCCGGAAGAAAAGAAACUGUCUGAAGAGUCCAUGCAAACACUUGAUCAUGCCUACCAACAGCUGCUGGAAAUGUGCGAUCAUCGGACUAGAUUAUCACACUCCCUCCUGGAUUUUGUCCGUCGAGCUACUCAUCAGCUGGAUUGGUUGAGGGCACACGAAGCACGCGAGGUUCAUCGGGAUUGGAAUCGUCCAGAUCAACUGAAUUCUUCUGAAAUCAGGCGUGCUUUACAGGAGCUAGUGAAAGAGUUGAAGUUACGUGAGCCGGGCUUCAGUGAUCUGAGCGUGGCGGGCACUUCGAUGCAACUGGAUAAUCAUCCUGCCUCGGAUCUAAUACAGGCUUAUGUAAUUGCCCUGGAAAGGCACUGGGCUUGGCUGGUUCAACUGAUUGGCUGUUCGGAGAGCCGUUUAGAACAGCUGAUGCGGCAAGAGUCACACACUAGUCAGGUAGCCGAGUGUGAAUCUGUCCUGACAACACAGUUGCAUGAUAUGCAACUGCUGCUCGGUCGGUCGUGCAAGCGUUCGAGUACAAUGGAAGUGGAUCGUCUUCGGACUCAACUGCAGCACAUCGCCACGCAACUGAAUGAAUAUGAGUCAUUAAUAAAUGGAUUAAUGGUGGAUGCACAAGAGAUUGUUCCUUUGAGUGUGGGUAUUGGCGAAUCAGCCUCUCUUGGUUCAUCCCUCGAUCAUCGACAUAUUGGAUCACGUGUUCGUCCACUGUGCUGUUUCCGAUCAGCUGAUUAUUGGUUCGACAAGCCAAACGCGACCUAUCAAUCUGUGGUGGGUGAGACAUUCUGGCCAAGGGGAUCGGAGGCUGCCGAGUUCGAUAAGGGGGAUGCUCUGGUUCUUGUUGGAACGACUGACACAAAAAUGUCGAAUCUCCGAACAGCCACUGGAACGUGUCUGCAAACACCCACUGUAUGCUUCCUACCCUCUUGGCCUUGUACAGAAGCCAUAGAAAGGACACGAUGUCUAAUGAAUUUUCUGAACAAGGUGAAGUCCUGUUUGACCUUAGCGGAUCUGUCUCUUCGGGGAGAAGUGUUAUGUGCAUGCAUGAGCGCUUGGAGGGACGAUGACACCAACCAACCCUUCACUGUUGAAAGUUUUGAGGAGGCAAAGCGUAUUUACGUCGAUGGAUUGCGCCAUUCAUUAGCGCUGCGGCUGGCCAAUCGGCCAACCGACGAAAUUGACCGAUUUGAAACGGAACUGGCCCGGUUUGACAAUAUCUUGAUCAGCACCAGUGUUCCCCCUAGUCAAACAGAAUCGGGAGCCUACUCCGAACUCCGUCAAGUGAUGGGACAGCUACGACUUGGUGUGAAUACACUUGCUUCUCAACUUCAACAACGUUGUGCCUCUUCUUUGCCAGACCGGGUAUCAGAACUUGAAAGGCGCAUUCAGGAACAUAAAGCCUGGGUGAAGGAUCUUGCUCAUAUCCAAUCACGCCUAUUAGAGUUCCAUCAAAGGCUGCAGCGUUCAGAAAAUCUGACACUUGAUGGACAGACUUCUCCCAUAAUGAUUCAGGCACAAGCUUUGAGUGACACUGCAGCUCAGCUGCAUGUUGCUGGUCAGGGCUACUCCCAACUGCUUGCUGACACCGACGCUUGGCUGGCGCGUUUGAAUAGAGCAGAUGAAGUACUCGGCGAGUGCGAACUUAGUCUGCUUGGAUCAGCUAUACACAUUCACGGUCUGUUUCCAUCACUUGGAACUCUCGAGCCGGCCAAUCAUGACGGUCUGCGAGCGGAAUCUGUGGAACGGGCACAUAAGGAUCUCAAGGCAAUCGCCGAACGCCUACCACGCGUGCGCGCUGAAUUGGAUUUGCUUUCGCAACAAGUUCCUGACGUGAACAAACUCACGUUGUCGGAAAAUCAAGAUCCACAUGUAACUCGAGAGUUCCUACGGCUAUUGCUUCCAGUUGACAACCAAGUACUACUGCCAAGAUUAAAUAUAUGUCACCAACGCCUAGCGGCUGCGAUGAGAGAAGUUGAACUAGAGCUCAAAGCUUUCGGGGACUCACUUCGUUGUUUUCCUGCUUACCAAUCUCUACACGAUGACCUGCUGCAUCAGAUGACGGAAUUCAAGAAUCGCAUUGUGGAACUCAGUGAACUGGUCCGGUCGAUUGGAUUGGAAUCCGGUUCAGAUGAAACGUUGAUUAAGGCUGCUUUGGGGCAAGCAGAUCAAAUCGCUGCCGAAGUGGAACAUCAGCUAGUAAAAGUGGAACAGCUCAAUCGACAUAUUGCCCAAAUGAUACUGGUACUAACUAACUAUGCCAAGGCCACCCAGGACUACCGGCAACUCGUGGAAACGACAUUCCAGCAGUCUGGUGCAUCUCGGGAUUACCGAUGGUCCCCAGGUUUUGGUUUGUUUGAUAUUACGCAAAUUCUUCGCAACGCCGAUCAAAUCACCGACCGGUACAACGAUCACGCACAACAAGUGUAUGAUCAGAUACAAAGUUUAUAUAAUGUGCUUCACCAUUCGGGUUACAGUGGACAUUUGCAGUUAAAUCAUGUUCCUCGUGCUCUAACUUAUCGGCAAAUCUAUCCCGGCGAAUUUCCUCCGGAAUUCCCACAACGCCGAUCUAUCACACCUGAUCAAGCAUUUCGUCCUGGCUCCACUGCAUCUAUUCCAGUUUGCCUUCGAACGAGCGCAUCUCGCCUACCCAUGACGGAAUAUACAUAUGUGAAUGGAGAACACCAAACGAAUUGGGAACUUCGUCUUGAUUGCAUCGAAACGGAAUCAGUUGUUGCUCUACCGAACGGAUGGGAUUUUCCUCCUGAUCUCAGUACUGACCGGGCGUUCUGGUCACGUCUCAAAAAACCCAUGCCGACAAGUGGUGCGUGGUUCGUCACCCGUUUAUCAGAAUUCGAUUCUGAAGGUUGUCGGGACGAACCACUUUGUAUUGGUGAUGCACUUCGAUGUGGCUUGAUUGAUCCACGAUCACAAACAUGCCAACCCUCUUCCAAAGCAUCUUCUAUGUCAAUCUCAUGGAAGGAAGCCGUUGAACGGGGUUGGCUUACAGACCAAGCUUCACGUGCUCUUUCCGAUCCAAUCCGAACUCCCCGAGGACUAUACUGUCCUCUCGCAAGUUUGCUACUUCGACCCGGUGAAUUUAAUCAAACCGAUGGUGUGGAUCCUGCUACUGGAAAUUAUUGGCCAGAACAGCAAAAACUGGUGGAACUCUGGAUGGAAAGUAAACUGUCGUCUUCCGAUUUCACUCGUCUGGCUGCCGUGUUAUCCAGUGGCAUUGCAGUGGAGUACCGUGAAUCGCGUGUAUGCUGGUGUGAUGCUUCAUGUGAGAAACAACCCCCAUCAAUGGUAAAGCCAUGUCUUUCUGACUGGCUCUCAGCAGGCGCCUAUAAUCCAGCUACUAGACGUCUGCGUGUCAGCAUUCUCAAGGAUAACUCGACUACCAAUUCGGAGAAGAAGCUAUUCUGUGAAGACGAACUCACCAUCAAACAAUGUAUUGAACUGGGUUUACUCGAUCCUCACAUGCCUGAGGUUAUCGUGCCGAUGGAGACUUCUGAAAGUGCGCGUACUACGCCUUAUCGUCGCAUCACGCUAAAUACGGCUAUCUCCGUUGGUCUAAUAGAUGACGUAGAUGGGUUGUGGUGCGGAAUAUCCCAGUGGGCAGAUAUUUCGGUCAGUCUCCACGUUGCGCAUACUGCCGGUCUCAUUUCUCGUGCUCCAAGUUUAUCUGAGGCUCUACUAGCUGGCUUAUUGGCCCUUGACCGCGUUGAUGAGAAUGGUCAAUUGCGAUCAGGAUUGGUGGAUACACAUACUGGUAGUCACAUAUCCUUCAGCGAAGCUAUUCAACGUGGAUUAGUGCAAGGCAGUUGCCCAUCGCUUAUGCUUCUACGGGCGAACCACGUUAAGACACACAGUUUGAUUGAAGCUCUACGACUUGGCAUAAUCAACGAACUUGGCGAAUUUCGGUUACAGAACGGAAGUUCAAUCCCCCUUUGGGAUGCGGUCAAUUCAGGUCUUGUUCAUCUGGUGCAUACACAGGUCUAUCCGCCACCGGUAGGCGUGCUACAGCCGAAACUGGCCAGAAAACAGCAGUACCACCAACAUCCUGUGUUGCAAGCGAUUCGCACAAAUUUAUUAGAUGCCGGUUCAGAAGAGAUAAUUCUAUCUGAAGCGGAGGCCAAACAACAUGGUCUUUCCCCAACAAUGCGUAGGAUUUCGCUUCGAAAAUCUCCCAGAAUAUCGCAUUUGUGUGACGUUCAAACAGUCAACCUAUUGACUCGGUCGUCAGGGCUUAUCUAUCCAGACGGAAGAGAGCUGACGGGUUUAGAAGCUCUUGCCCGUGGUUGGUUAAUCCCAUGCAGCAGUUCACAACCAGGCUCCAGGCAAUACGGACAGGUGAUUGAUCCAAAUACAGAUUUAGCUGUUGAUGUGGUGGCAGGGACCAAAUGGCCGCCCACUCGACCUUUAUCGACCAACGGUGCUCAUCUACUUCUUGGGCUCUCAUCCCACCGGCCCUAUCGGGGUUACCUGAUGAUCCAACGUCUGAUCACCAAAUUAUCUUGGCUAGGACCUGGACUCCAUGAUGACAACCUGGUGAAACCCACGCUUUUCACGAACCUGCCUCGUGUUCCUUCUUCAACUAGCUUGGGUCAUCAGUGGCGGCCAGAACAGAUCUUGAGUGUCCUCGACCCAAGCACUGCACGUCAUCUAUCCCCGUCUGAAGCGAUACGACAGAACCUUUUGGAUUUGGAUAGUGGAGUGUUUAGAUUUCCAGAUACGGGACGAACGAUUUCAUUGGGGGAUGCAGUAGGCCAAAAACUGGUUCAAGUUUCUCGCUCCAAACCACUGACCGCCACAUCACAUACUGAUGCUAAUAGUCCCGAUUCAUUGUCAAUCACGGAGACCCGCACUUAUCGAAUUCUCAGCGUCAUGGACCCGGCAACAGGUCAGUUGAUUAAUCCAGACAGAGCUAUUGCUACCGGACUGUUGAAUCUCACCGAAAGGAUGUACAUGGGCACACAGCCCAGUAUUUCAAUCGACGAGGCCAUGAAUCGAGGAUUUGUGCUUGCGCAUGGAACUACUCCCGUCAUAUGCAAUUCAGAUAGGAUCCUCAAUGGAGAGGCAAGAAAUACCCCGAAGGAAAUGAAUCUUCCAUUGACGUUGACUGAACUCAUAGCAACUGGUCAUAUUGUCCAGGAUUCGGACAAUAGUUGCAUGGUACGUGUUCCAAACGAACAUACCUGUAUCACUGUGAAUGAAGCUGUUGCCAUGGGGAUUCUUGACGCUGAGCACUCCUUGCUUCGAAACAUGUCUACAAACAGUUGGUCUACUCUAGCAGAGGCUCUAUCCACCAAUCAAAUGGAUGGUAUAAGCGGAUAUGUGAAUUUGCAACCCGGUUGGAUUUCCAUUUUGGACGCGGCAUCUCGUGGCCUACUGUCGGAAACAGCUUCUGCAGAAGGUGGCCGAGUGUCUUUCGACGAGGCUCUGGCUCGUGGAUUGAUAGAUCCCGUAUCAGCACGGUUCUACAGACCUAAUCAAUCGGACUCGGGAGUCCCAAGUUCGGUUAGCAUAAAGGAAGCUAUUGAUCGCGGAUGGUUAGAACCACCAAUCGAACUGAAGAAGAAAUCACUCCACAACGGUUCCGCUUCCUCACUUUUCGGACGAAAGCGCCCUUCAAGUCCCAGUUCUUCAAGCACCAAAAAACGACCUGCCUUGACUCCACUUGCUUCAUUGCGUAAAUUACUCCGUUCACAAUCUCCCGGUCGAUCAUCUGUCCAUUCUGACGUUUCCGAUCGUACAAACACAUUGUCCAGGUCGGAAAAAAGUGACGAAAGGUCUUUACGUGCAAAGGACACCAUUACAAACAGAUUUCUUGCCAAGUUAGCUACAUUAGGCUCUCGUUCGUCCAAUGAAUGUCCUGGCACUGAGGUAGAGAAGGUAUCCAAGCCGCGAUUGCAGCAUCGUUUGCAGCUCCUCGAACGGAAUUGUGUACUGUACGCUUUCUACUAUUUACACGAUGAGGUUCGUGUCGAGGCCGCCAUUACGGAGUCAAUGUUGCGUGAGGGACGAGUGGACGUCAGAAAAGGUGUCGUGUGUGAUCCGCUCAGUGGUCGUUUUGUCCCUGCCCCAGAGGCCCUCGCAAAUGGUUUUGUUUUUGGCAUUGUAUUUACCAAGGCCGGUCGCUUUCCAUCCGAAUCUGGAGUAGAAGAAUCAGCUCCAGACCAUACUUCGUUUUCACGCGAACCAUUGUUCUGGCUCGAAGUUUUUCAUCGUCGUCAUGAUAUCUAUCAACUUGAACGCGUAUACGAUCCAUAUGAUAGGAAGUUGGUCACGGUCACGGAUGCAGUAGCCAAAGGCGUUGUGGAUCCAAUCCAUUGCACUUAUACUCACCCGGUUACUGGUGACUUGUAUUCCAUUGAGGAUGCCCUUUAUUGCGGCUGGAUCCAAGCUUUGCCAGUUGGGAACCCGCCACCGUUUGAAUUGAAAGGACGAAAGUUCGACCACAUUCAUGUACGUACGGUCGAAGAAGGAUACACCUUCACGUCCAUCACACGAACCAUUCCCUAUGUGACCAUGCAUCGCCAUUUUGUCCCAUCUCCUUCACCUAAGCCGGCAGACGUGAUCGCAGAUGGCAUUCACACCACUCGUAGCCUGAAACGUCACAUGUUUGGGGAACCAACACCUAGGAUGUACCUAGGAAGUCGAGGGAGCGGCGAACCCUUGCCAGUUUGUCACUUGAAACCAGGUUAUCAACUGACCCCCGGCGGUGAAGUGGAAAUCAUUGCGACCGGAGAACGUCUGAGCGUACCGGAUGCAAUCUCUAGGAAUUAUGCCGUUCCAGCUACCCCAGCUCCACCACGAUCGCCACUCGGAUUGACUAAAUUCACCUCAAACAUUUUAGACCAGCCAAGCGGUUUGAGAACCACGCUCGAUGCACCUCGUUUUGACCCAUCAACACCAACACCACUAAGUGAUGGUGAUCUAGUUCCUGCUAUGAGUCUAUCCUUAGUGCGUUACCAGCAUACGUCCAAGUUGCCCACUGUGCAUGAACGGCAGCCCUCAUGGCCCACCCGAUUCAUUACUUUGGAGACUGCCAUUAAACGUGGAUGGUUGGAUCCAAUUAGUGGACAGCUGUACACACAGAGCGGCCGAUCGAGCAAACUAACCUUAAUGGAUGCUGUGGAACAGGGUAUGAUAGACCCAAUGCAGAUAUUGGUUCGUGUAGUGCAACCAAUGGAGACCGAUGUACCUGAUCAAGCUUUGUACAGUGAUCAACCAGUGAUGUACUACUAUAGUCUCGCGGUGGUUUUGGACGCAUUGGUGACCAUGUCACACGCUACAGAUAAUCCAAAACCCUUACAAAUAUGGAACAGAAAGCUGCUUACUAUGUUACUUAAUGCAGCAAGCUCCUCACCACUGAUGAGCGCAGGAGGCAAAAUGGAAAUAAUUCAACAGCAUGCACUUACCCGAACGGACUAUGAUCACCUACAGACAUUGUUCGUCCGUACAGAUUCCACAACUGAACUAGAAACCAUUGAUGUGACCACCCCCCAGCACACAAGAAUAAGAACUGUCAAACAACUGCUAGAAAAUCAGCAAACUGAAGACCAAAUAGCGGUGAUUCACGGACAGAGACAAAUAACACUCCGUGAUGCUCUUAGCAACCAGCUACUCCAAACACAUACUCCGAUAAUUGAACAAACGGACUCAGACGACAACCCAACAGCUUACACAGCACUCUGCGAAAACCUUCAGCUAGUAGUAAAACGAAACAACACCACAAACCAAGCGACUGCAGAAAACCAGAACAUCCCAUUGAACACAGACAUCCAGCGGAACACUCUGGAGCCCCAAAUAAUGGAAACCUUCCAUUUCACACACACACAUGACAAUAGGAAUACAACAAGAUCCGAACGAACGCCUUCAACAUACCAACAAGCUCUCUCAUAUGAAACCGACACAGCGCAAGCACCUGAAAUUCCAACACUUAUGACAUGGUCGGAAGCGUUGUCGGCAGGCUUG
This is a messenger RNA of Opisthorchis viverrini, 9935 nucleotides long. RefSeq lists its product as hypothetical. Lineage: Eukaryota; Metazoa; Platyhelminthes; Trematoda; Opisthorchiida; Opisthorchiidae. The transcript has 26 exons. Gene Ontology annotation, biological process: actin filament bundle assembly; actin cytoskeleton organization. The record is from RefSeq and is a predicted model, not a curated record. Gene Ontology annotation, cellular component: cortical actin cytoskeleton; actomyosin contractile ring; cell junction. Gene Ontology annotation, molecular function: actin lateral binding. The annotation marks the transcript as partial.